AUGCAGUCGGAAGGAAAGGACAAGAGCGCAAACCCCAUGCGCGAGCUGCGCAUCCAGAAGCUCGUGCUCAACAUCAGUGUUGGUGAGUCUGGUGACAGACUUACUCGCGCUGCUAAGGUGCUCGAGCAGCUGAGCGGUCAGACUCCUGUCUACAAGAGAAUUGUGUGGCUGACGAGGUGGAAAAUUUUUUGCACAACAGGCAAGGCCCGCUACACCGUCCGUACCUUCGGUAUCCGUCGUAACGAGAAGAUCUCCGUCCACGUUACCGUCCGUGGCCCCAAGGCUGAGGAGAUUCUCGAGCGUGGCCUCAAGGUCAAGGAAUACGAGUUGAGGAAGAGGAACUUCUCCGAGACCGGCAACUUCGGCUUCGGUAUCAGCGAGCACAUCGAUCUGGGUAUCAAGUACGACCCCGGUAUUGGUAUCUACGGCAUGGACUUCUACUGCUGCAUGACCCGCCCCGGUGAGCGCGUUGCUAAGCGUCGCCGCUGCAAGGCCCGCGUUGGUGCUCCCCACCGCAUCAACCAGACCGAGACCGUCAAGUGGUUCAAGAACCGCUUCGACGGCAUCGUCCGGUAA
Molecule: messenger RNA, 576 nt
Organism: Aspergillus ochraceoroseus IBT 24754
Lineage: Eukaryota; Fungi; Ascomycota; Eurotiomycetes; Eurotiales; Aspergillaceae
Product: 60S ribosomal uL5 domain-containing protein
Exons: 3
Coding region: 1-576 (191 amino acids)
Biological process (GO): translation
Cellular component (GO): cytosolic large ribosomal subunit; ribosome
Molecular function (GO): RNA binding; structural constituent of ribosome
Source: RefSeq, a predicted model, not a curated record